UUUGGGCGGAGUAAAACCUCUCGCUUCGCCUCUUCCUCUCUGUAGUGGCGUAGAAACAACAUGGUAGCGGCAACAGACGGAGCUUUCCGCGGCACAGACUAGCGAUGCCAUAUUCUACACAGCGCGUCCAAUUCACCGCAUACACUGGACGACAACCACAAUAGUCAACAGCGAGUAAUGAACAGAUCUCGGGUGUACAACGCCAUCUACCAUUUUCUCUCUCUCUCUCUCUCUCUCUCUCUCUCUGUGAUUGGAUAGACAGCCUGAUGGUGAAACUCAACGUGCCAGUGAUGUCAACGGCGGACUGCAGACUGUAACCAUGGGCAACGUGGAGAGCCAGAACGGCGACCAUGCCUUCUACGGCACCCAACAUGGCUACCUAUCCCGCAAACACAUGUCUCGUUCCCUCCGCAUCUCCAAGCACCAGUCCAGCUCCGGUUCCACCCGCUGCACCCACGACCGCCACGCCACUCAGGGCAAAGUAGAACACCGUAACUCUGAGACCUCCACGCGUUCCAGCAGCACCCCUAGUAUCCCACAGUCCUUAGCGGAUCACGCACUGGAGCCCUUCAACCAGACCAAUGUCCUGUCAGACUUCCCUAUUUGGGUGGAUCGUAUGGCCAUGAACCUCCGGCCCGUCUCCUUCCAUACCCACCUGGACAACCCGUCUGUAGGGCCCCACCUGGACAACCCAUCUGUAGGGCCCCACCUGGACAACCCGUCUGUAGGGCCCCACCUGGACAACCCAUCUGUAGGGCCCCACCUGGACAACCCCUCUGUAGGGCCCCAGUUAGACCCAGCAACACCAGGGACUAGACCCCAGUGCCCCCAGGACAGAGGUCUAGGCCUGUACAAUAACACUGGGGAUGGGACCUACCUCCAGAAGACCAGAGAUGGACCCCGGGAACCCCGGGAACCCCGGGAGGGAGUCAGCUUUAAGAAGAAGAGGUCCAAAUCAGCCGACAUGUGGAGAGAACACAGUCUGGAGUUCAGUCUGUCAGACCUCAGCCAGGAACAUCUCACCAGCACAGAGGAGAUCAUCGACACCGAGGAGGCAGACGACAGGGACUUCCCUGAUUGUGAAGGCCUGCUGGGGCUCGUGUCCCCAGAGGGUCUGGAGGGUGUGGACGCUGCUGGCAGGGCCAACUCCCUGGAUCAGCUGUAUGGCGGUCAGAAGACCCCAACUCGCCGGCCCGUGGCACGCUAUGCUAAGUGGCACCAUGACGCUAACCGCGAAGCCCGGGAGGGAGAGGACGAUAAGAUGCUGUCUCCGUCGGAGGAGGAUGGGAACUCGUACGGAGCGUACACUCUGCCCUGUCGACGCUCACACUGCCUGUCUGAGGGCCUGACCAAUCACCAGGCUGCCUCCUGUAACACCAUGCAGGGCCGCAGAGCACAGACCAUACAGGAUGUGACUGCUGGAGAGGGCAGUGAGUACGAGGACAGUGGCAUCGACGGGGUGACGGCUUCGGGGGCGGAGCAUCAGUCCCGGCGCUAUAAGACCAUGUCUAUGUCCUUCUCCGUGUGCUCGGCGGCGGGGCGGAGCCUGUUCGCUGGCAGUGACAGCGGAAGCAGCAGCGGGGGAGGAGCCAGUGAGGGGGUCCAGGGGGUCUACGAGAACUUCAGACAGGAGUUGGAGAUGAGCUCGUGUCAGACAGAGAGUCUGGAGGAGGCGGGGUCAGCCCUGAGUGACGAACAGAGCGUCAUGAGCUCAGCCUACCAAUCAGAUCCCCUGCUCAGCGUUGCCCAGGGAACCGUGAGGAAGGCGGGCCGUCUGGCUGUCAAGAACUUCCUGGUUCACAAGAAGAACAAGAAGGUGGAGUCGGCCACCAGGAGGAAGUGGAAGAGCUACUGGGUCUGCCUCAAAGGAUGCACUCUGUUCUUCUACGAGACAGACGGGCGGUCGGGGAUCGACCACAACAGUGCUCCUAAACAUGCGGUGUGGGCUGAGAAUAGUAUUGUCCAGGCCGUCCCUGAACACCCCAAGAAGGACUUUGUCUUCUGCCUCAGCAACUCUCUAGGAGAUGCUUUUCUCUUCCAGUCCUGCAGCCAGACGGAGCUGGAGAACUGGAUCACGGCCAUCCACUCGGCGUGCGCGGCGGCCGUUGCCAGGCAGCAUCACCGGGAGGACACGGUGCGUCUGUUGAGGGUGGAGAUUAAGAAGCUGGAGCAGAAGAUCGACAUGGACGAGAAGAUGAAGAAGAUGGGAGACAUGCAGCUCAGUGCCGUGACCGAUACCAAGAAGAGGAAGACCAUACUGGACCAGAUCUUUCUGUGGGAGCAGAACUUGGAACAGUUUCAUAUGGGUUUGUUCCGGUACCGGUGUUACCUGGCCAGUCUGCAGGGAGGGGAGCUGCCCAACCCCAAACGCCUGCUAGCCGUAGCCUCCAGACCCACCAAACUGGCCAUGGGACGCCUCGGAAUCUUCUCUGUAUCGUCCUUUCAUGCGCUGGUGGCAGCUCGUACAGAGAGCGGGGUGAGGAGACGUACCCAGGCCAUGUCUCGUUCCUCCUCGUCUAAACGUAAGAGCAGGUUCUCCUCUCUGUGGGGCCUGGACACUACUUCCAAGAAGAAGACUCACCCCACCAUCAACCAGGUGUUUGCUGAUGGGGAGGAGCCAGUGAAAAAGCCUCUGGACGGGAUCUAUGAUGUGGACACUGCCAGGGAGAGAGGGAAGAGUCAUGAGGGGACAGUGAAGAGUCUUCCUCAGGUCAACUCAGACAGUCACAUGACAGACAGUGAUAUCUGGGUGCCUGAUCACCUGACCCCGUCCUGGGUGUGUCUUCCUAACGACCAGCCUGUCCUCGCCAUCAUCCAGCCUGGAGAGUCUGCUCUGGACGUUCUGGAGACCAUCUGCAAGGCCCACCGGCUGGAUCCUGCCAAACAUUACCUCCGUCUCAAGUUCCUCAUCGAAAACCAAGUCCAGUUCUACAUCCCUAAACCGGAGGAGGACGUGUGUGACUUGCUUUAUAAAGAGAUAGAGCUGGGCUCCAAAAUAACCAAAGUCAUCCAGUUCGACAGGGAUGAGUCCUGUAUGAUUGGCUACGGGUUUUCCAUCUCAGUGGUGGAGGAGGAUUCAGUGCAGCAGCUCUACAUUACCGAUGUGAAGGCGGGAGGAUUAGCCUUCGCUAAAGGUCUGAAUGCGGGGGAUGAGAUCUUGCAGCUGAAUGGGAAAGACUCGUGCAGAUUGAAGUUCGGGGACAUGAAGGGGGCGUUUUCCCAGGCCUCUCUGUCCCUGACCGUGAACACUCUGCCCUCCACGGACCGACGACAAAUCUGUUACCUGCCCCCCCGACGCUCUGACGCACAGGAAGUCCUCCACACAGACAUCUUCUCUAUGAACCAGGAGGAGAUUCUGGAUGACGGGGUUGGUCUGACGCUGGAGAGUUCUGGAGACAGCCUGGACGACGACUCUGAGAGCUUCAGCGAGGCAGACCAAUGCAGAAAGAGUACGGAGCAGGUUGCAGCAUUCUGCCGCAGUCUCCAUGACAUGAAUCCGUCUGAGUGUGCGACAAGUUCCUCCUCCCCCAGCCUGGAGUCGCCCGUCCCUCCGCCCGCCACCGGCACCCGUCAGCUCUCUGACGCCGACAAGCUACGCAAAGUCAUCUGUGAGCUGGUGGAGACCGAACGCACCUAUGUUAAAGAUCUUCAUUGUCUCAUCGGGAGGUAUUUAACCCCACUACAGAAGGAGACCUGCCUCACUCAGGAUGAGCUGGACAUUCUGGUUGGGAACCUGCCUGAGAUGGUGGAGUUCCAGGUGGAAUUCCUGAAGACUCUAGAAGACGGGACCAGAUUGGUGCCAGACCUGGAGAAGCUGGAGAGAGUGGACCAGUUCAAGAAAAUCCUCUUCUCUCUAGGAGGUUCCUUCCUGUACUAUGCAGAUCGGUUUAAGAUCUACAGUGCGUUCUGCGCCAGCCACACCAAAGUCCCCAAGGUGCUCGUGAAAGCUAAGACCGAUGCAGACUUCAAGGCGUUUCUGGAAGAGAGGAACCCGAAACAGCAACACUCCUCAACCCUGGAGUCCUACCUGAUCAAACCCAUCCAGAGAGUUCUGAAGUACCCACUACUACUGAGAGAGCUGUACUCACUGACGGACCCGGACAGUGAGGAACACUAUCACCUGAAUGUCGCUAUGAAGGCCAUGAACAAGGUGGCCAGUCACAUCAAUGAGAUGCAGAAGAUCCACGAGGAGUUUGGGUUGGUGUUUGACCAGCUCAUAGCGGAGCAGAGUGGAGACAAGAAAGAGGUUGCUGAUCUGUCGAUGGGGGACUUGCUGCUCCACACCAGUGUAGCCUGGAUCAACCCUCCCUCCUCCCUGGGCAAAUGGAAGAAAGAACCCCAACUGGCUGCAUUCAUCUUCAAAACAGCCGUGGUGUUUGUGUGCAAGGAUGGCUCCAAGCAGAAGAAGAAAAUGGGUGGCUCCCAUCGAGUGUCGUCAGUCUCGUCUGAAGACAAGGACCCAUUCCGCUUCCGUCACAUGAUCUCCACAGACGCGCUCCAAGUCCGAGCCCUCAAUAACCAAGGUACAGUUCAAUAUAGAGCCCUCAAUAACCAAGGUACAGUUCAAUAUAGAGCCCUCAAUAACCAAGGUACAGUUCAAUAUAGAGCCCUCAAUAACCAAGGUACAGUUCAAUAUAGAGCCCUCAAUAACCAAGGUACAGUUCAAUAUAGAGGCCUCAAUAACCAAGAAGGAGAGGCCUCUGCCGUAUGUGAGAUCGUCCACGUCAAGUCCGAGUCAGAAGGACGGCCGGAGAGGAUAUUCCACCUGUGCUGCAGUUCUGUGGACAGUAAGAAGGACUUCCUGAAGACAGUCCACUCCAUCCUGAGAGAUAAACAACGACGCCAGCUGAUGAAGACAGAGUCUCUACCCCCCAACCAACAGUAUGUCCCCUUCGGAGGCAAACGCCUCUGUGCCCUGAAAGGAGCCAGACCUGCCAUGAACAGAGCAGUGUCAGACCCGGCCCGAACCUUGGGCCGGAGGAAACUGGUGAGGAACCGUUUCACUAUCGACACAGACAUCGUCUUCGACGGCGAGCCGGACCAAGAGUCCCCUCUGUCUCCACUGUCCCCUGAAGAGCCUGAGGGACAGGGACAAAAGGAAGGACAGGGACGGGCGGAGGUGCAGGCAGGGGAUACGGACCGCUGGGUGGAGGAGCAGUUUGACCUGGAGCGCUACGAGGAGGAGCAGGAGGCGCAGGUGAAAGGAGGAGGGGACGUUAAAGAGACAGACAUCCUUAGUGACGAUGACGAUUUCUGCCAGUCUGUCGGAGGAGCCUCCGCUGAACCUCUAUCCACCACAGACCUAGAAGGGCCCUUAGGGGCCCUGUCCAUGGGAGAAGAAUGCAAAGAGGUGGGCCCUAAACACCUCCAGCCCCAGGGAGGCACGGGGACCACUACCCCAGGGAUGAGGCUCUCACACCCGGGGAAGCAGUGUGCUCUGGUUGGGGUGAGCGUGGAUGACCAGGGGUCUAAGGGGGAGGCUGAGGACAUCUGGGUACGCAGGGAGGACUGUCCCUCGGACUCAUCAGAGCUAGACUAGAAGAGGAGAGAGAACUCUACAGACAGUGUGCCUCAGACAGAGAGCUUUACACUUCUUUUAACCAGGUCCUAUAGGGUAACUCAUAGGCCCCUGGUAAAAAUAUUUUAAAAAGUAGUAUAGGGAAUAGGGUACAUUUUGGGACACAGUUCAUGGGCUUCAAGACAAGAGACGAUCCAGUGAACUCAAGUCAAUCAAUCCCCAUCCAACCAUAAUGCAUGUGUAUAGACAUGUAUGGUACGUCUACUGUGAGAGUUCUCCUCCUUGACCAAUGUGGUUCAAUUGUGUUGUUGUUUUUUUGUAGUGUACAGAUAGACUGGUGAACUUUGAACUGAAGCCCUCCAAUGGGAGCAAUACUGGAAUACAAGGAGAGGAGAGCGGUCUUAUCCAAUCAACCAAUGAUAUAGAGACAUGGAGGGCUCUUCCAAUCCUGGUGACGUAGAGGCCAGGCUGUAAGAGAUUGACACUGACUGUCUAAUGGUACAAUCGUGGACCCUGAUCAAUACUGUCGAUUGGCAUGGUUUGCACAUAGGGGUAGAUUCCUGGGGUUACUGUAGGUUCCUGCUUAUUGUUGCCACAUGGGUAUUUGUUGUGAACACACGAAGCCUUGUCUGAGAGACAGAGAGACUUUGAAUCAUAGUAAAGAGUUGUAUAUUAUUUAAAUAUCAACAUAAUACUCAAUGGUAGAGGACAGCCUCGUCAAGUCUUUAAAGUCGCCUGUUUUCACAGUAUUUUAUCUACUCAGUUUCUCAAUAUACUUCCGUUGUUGUGUAUAUCAUUUUGACUUCCUGUUUUGCAAUUCGAAACCAGGCUCUCAUUUUUUUUGUGUGUUAUUAAAACAUUUUUUUUCGUUCUGUGAUGACAUAGAAUAACAGAUGUUUGUUUUAUUGACCUCAUCUUCACUCUUCACUGAAGUUAAGGGAUUUCAAUUGUCUUUUUUUUAUUUUAUAUAAAAUCCUGUUUUACUUGAAUUGUCAUAUUAUUUUUGUUAUUUUUUUAGUCUUUUUUUUUUUUUUUUUUUCUCCGUUACUUUCCGGUCAUUUUAUUGGUCUUCAUGACACCCGUUCUGAUUACUACACCCUGUCACCUUUUAUUAUUACCAACACUGUUAGUGCACGUUCUUUGUUGUGGACAACGUGCACAUACAUUCAUUACAUUCCAGUAUUUUACUGUUAAGAAUUUUUGUUUUAAAUCUUGUUGUUUCACCAGCCAAUAAUGCAUUUUCAAAACCAUGUUUUUUCUUUUUUUAAUUGGUGUUGAUGAUAUUUUUUUGCCACAAAAAAAAAAAAAAAAAAAAAGACCUUCUUAAAUACGUAUAAAACUUGCUGGAUGCAAUCAAGAUGGUGAAGAUGUCUAAACUAGUGUAAAAUGUUGAAAAGAAAUCCUAUAAUAUUACGAAUAAUACUUGUGAAACUACCCAGUGUGCUACUAAGACUACAUUUGUAUUACUCUGUAUGUAAAUAUUGCAAUGUGUUGAUAUCAUAUCAAAUAAAUUGGUUUCCUACUUAUCAUUUA
Oncorhynchus keta (chum salmon) is the source of this 7051-nucleotide messenger RNA. Its product is annotated as rho guanine nucleotide exchange factor TIAM1-like. The record is from RefSeq and is a predicted model, not a curated record. Gene Ontology annotation, cellular component: plasma membrane; cytosol; synapse. Gene Ontology annotation, molecular function: protein binding; guanyl-nucleotide exchange factor activity. Gene Ontology annotation, biological process: small GTPase-mediated signal transduction; positive regulation of axonogenesis; activation of GTPase activity. Lineage: Eukaryota; Metazoa; Chordata; Actinopteri; Salmoniformes; Salmonidae.